AUGGCGGCUGAAUAUUCCGGUAGCCGGAGUUCUAAUACACAGCUUCUCGCUGAACUCGAAGCCCUAAGUGAAAAUCUUUACCAGAAACCCCAGGCUUCAGUUGGUCGGAGAACUAAUUCACUCGCUCUGCCUCGCAGUUCUGUUCCGUCCCUCGUGACGUGUGCCAAUGAAGGACGAGUCGAGGAUGUAACAAUACCGAAACCGCGGUCUCGGCGUUUGUCGCUGUCACCAUGGCGGUCAAGACCGAAGCUUGAGGUAGAAGAGGAAGAGACUGUGAAUACGACUCGGAACAGAAUCAACAAGAGACCAGAAGAGUCGUCAUUGGGAUCAAUUGCGAAGGAAGAGAGAAAAGGGAUAUGGAAUUGGAAACCGAUUCGCGGGCUGGUCCGAAUUGGAAUGCAGAAACUGAGCUGUUUGUUAUCGGUCGAGGUCGUGGCGGCCCAGAAUCUACCGGCGUCGAUGAACGGUCUACGCCUUGGUGUUUGCGUGAGGAAGAAGGAAACAAAAGACGGAGCCGUCCAGACGAUGCCGUGUCGGGUUUCUCAAGGAGCUGCGGAUUUCGAGGAGACGCUGUUCAUCAAGUGCCACGUGUACUUCUCGCCGGCUAACGGGAAGGGUGCUCCGGCGAAGUUCGAGGCUCGUCCGUUUUUGGUUUAUCUAUUCGCCGUGGACGCUAAGGAGCUUGAGUUCGGAAGGCACAUGGUUGAUCUGAGUGAGUUGAUUCAAAAGUCUGUGGAGAAGAUGAGUUACGAAGGAGCUAGGGUUAGGCAAUGGGAUAUGAGUUGGGGGCUUUCAGGUAAAGCUAAAGGAGGUGAAUUGGUUCUAAAAUUAGGGUUUCAGAUCAUGGAGAAAGACGGUGGAGCUGGGAUUUACAGUAAACAAGGUGAAUUAGGGAUUAAACCGAGUAGUAAACCUAAGAAUUUGUCUGAUUCCUUUGGGCGAAAGCAAUCAAAAACUUCGUUUAGUGUCCCAAGCCCUAAGAUGACGAGCCGCAGCGAGGCCUGGACGCCAGCGACAGGUGCGGAAUCUGCAUCGGGCCUUCAAGGGAUUGAGCAUUUGAAUCUUGAUGAACCAGAGGAGAAACCGGAGCAGAAACCAGAGAAAACAGAACAGAGAGAUGAAGAUGAUCAAGAAACUGAUUUCGAAGUUAUUGAAAAAGGAGAAGAUCAGGAACCUGAUUUUGAAGUUGUGGACAAAGGAGUUGAGUUUGAUGACGACAUUGAGACUGAGAAAUCCGAUGGAACCAUUGGUGAAAGAUCCAUUGAGUUGAAGGAACAGCAUGUUAAUGUUGAUGAUCCACGGCACAUAAUGAGACUAACCGAGUUAGAUUGUAUUGCAAAGCAGAUCAAAGCGCUUGAAUCUAUGAUGAAAGACGGUAGUAACGGAGCGGAAGGUGAAACAGGGUCACAGAGACUGGAUGAAGAGGAACAGACUGUGACAAAGGAGUUUCUUCAGUUGCUUGAAGAUGAAGAAUCCGAGAGUCUCAAAUUCUACCAGCAUAAAAUGGAGAUCUCUGAGCUACGCUCUGGCGAUUCAGUAGAAGAUGAAACUGAAAAUUACCUAUCAGAUCUCGGUAAAGGCAUCGGUUGCGUUGUUCAGACGAGAGAUGGUGGUUACUUAGUGUCUAUGAACCCUUUUGACAUGGUGGUCAUGAGGAAAGACACUCCUAAAGUCGUUAUGCAAAUCUCGAAACAGAUUGUGGUAUUACCAGAAGCCGGAUCAGUGACUGGAUUCGAGUUGUUUCACAGAAUGGCUGGUUUUGGUAAAGAACUUGAUUCGAAGAUAUCUUCGCUUAUGGCGAUAGACGAGUUAAUAGGGAAGACAGGGGAGCAAGUGGCUUUUGAAGGAAUAGCUUCAGCUAUUAUACAAGGGAGAAACAAAGAGCGAGCGAACACAAGCGCGGCAAGAACGGUUGCAGCUGUUAAAACGAUGGCUAACGCGAUGAACAACGGGAGAAGGGAGAGGAUAAUGACAGGAAUCUGGAAUGUGGAGGAGAAUCCAUUGACUUCAGCAGAGGAGAUUUUAGCUGUUUCUUUACAGAAACUAGAAGAUAUGGUGAUUGAAGGACUAAAGAUUCAAGCUGAUAUGGUGGAGGACGAUUCUCCUUUCGAGGUUUUCGCCGCCAAAGGUCAGCCGAAUCCAUUGGAGUUGACCAUCCCGCUCGAUGAGUGGCUCAUGGAGAAUCGGACGCAAAAAUCGCUGACGGUUUUAGCGACAGUGCAACUCCGAGACCCGACGAGGAGAUAUGAGGCAGUGGGAGGGGUGGUCGUGGUGGCGGUGCAGGCGGAAGAGGAGGAGAACGGGUUAAAAGUGGGAAGUUUGCACGUUGGGGGAGUGAAGAGAAAUGCAGCGGAGAGGCGGAGGUUGACGGCGGCACAGUGGCUUGUUGAGUACGGAAUGGGAAAGAAAGGGAUGAAGAAGAGUGAUGUUAAGAGAAAGGAGAAAGAAGAAGAAGAGGUAGACUUGUUAUGGAGCUUGUCGUCUAGAGUUAUGGCGGAUAUGUGGCUCAAAUCUAUAAGGAACCCUGAUGUGAAGUUGCAUAGCUGA
Thlaspi arvense is the source of this 2547-nucleotide messenger RNA. The record is from the annotation of a GenBank genome assembly. NCBI's taxonomy places the organism in Eukaryota, Viridiplantae, Streptophyta, Magnoliopsida, Brassicales, Brassicaceae.